AGUCAACACAUUUACGCUCCUAUAUAAACAGGUCAGGCCAACAGUGGCUCUUACUCAGUUUCUUCAUCACACUCAUUUCUGGAGGAGAAUACAGUACGAGUGACAACAUGAAUAAGUUGCUGGUUAUUACUGUGCUGGUUGCACUCCUCGCUCUCAGUGCUGAAAGCUUCCGUAUGCCGAGGCAGGCAGAGGAGGAACAGGGAACCCUGUCCAAGCUCACAGAUACCAUCAAGUCCUACUAUUCGGAAGCUGUCAACACUGCCAGUGGAUACCUGGACAACAUCAAGGGCCUGAAGCUGGAGGAGAAGGCAGUGAAUCUGUACACUGAUACUACCACAGUUGUGAGCACCUAUGCCGGCAUAUUGCAGGACCAGCUUUACCACAUCUUUCAGUAAACAAAAACCGAUUCCCAGUGAUCUCAGCUAUCCUGUCUGACAGCAUGGUCUGAAGCUCAAGGCCAAAAAACAACAUUUGACAUUCUGAACUAGGACAUAUCUCACCUCACCUAAGCCUCCAAACCUCAAAUUGCAUUUAAAAAAAUAAUGGCCCAGUGCUCUUUGCAGGGCUUUCUUGGGCCACUGCACUGGUGGUAAAUGGUGAUAAACGCCCAACAGGGACUGGAAUCCUUUGAAACAAACAACUAACAGCUUGCACAGAGGAAACUGGACAGAACAACUUGGCCAGCAAAAGCAAAAGGAAAGAUUUUCUUCAUGGGUCUCCAAAUUAGAAAACAUCCAGCCAUGAAAACAACACAAAUUAUUUAAUUCUCUAACGCCACCUACUGGUCUUUUAGUUAUCUUGUAACUGCAUCUAACAGUCUUUCCACCACCCAACCUGAAUACAUUAAAAUAUUUGUCAUAUCUUGAAAUAAAAUAUUUAUACAAAAACUGGUGUCUGUAUUUGAUAAUGACCAAGAAAUUAUUUUGUGGGGAAAAAAGUGUUUGAUAUGCUAAAUUGUGCAUAUUACUGCUGUCUGUUUGUGUAAGACCUGUUUUCUUUUAUCUCACUGAUGCAAAGAAUCACGUUUAUGUCUGUGUGAAUCUGCAAUGAGACACAAGACUUUUAUCAGCUGAGGCAGCAACAGAAUAGAGGCUUCUGUUGCAAUUAAUAAUAGAUGAAAAGGAACAACAUGUAUAAUCUGAGUGCAAAGCGGGCAACAGAGAUAAAUAAACAACAGAGACUGUGAAGUUUGAUCUGUGGAUUUUGACAAC
Molecule: messenger RNA, 1211 nt
Organism: Scomber japonicus (chub mackerel)
Lineage: Eukaryota; Metazoa; Chordata; Actinopteri; Scombriformes; Scombridae
Gene: apoc2
Product: apolipoprotein C-II
Exons: 4
Coding region: 108-395 (95 amino acids)
Biological process (GO): lipid transport; lipid metabolic process
Cellular component (GO): chylomicron
Molecular function (GO): enzyme activator activity
Source: RefSeq, a predicted model, not a curated record